ACUUCCCGUAAUCUCAGCAUCCUCUUACAACACUCUGUGAGGUGUCCUCAAAUACCAAACAAUGAUCGACUGUUCUCGAGUCUGAUUGUUCUUCCUCGUCUGGGUCGAGCAGCACCGAAAUAGUCGUUUCGAGAGAAUGUGCCCUAUGAACCCAUGAUUCCAGUUUGUGUUGUCGGUGUGGCGUAGGGAACAAGAUGAGACCGUUUCCGCGGAAGUAGCGAGAGCGGGGAAAUUUCCAUUGGCUUUCUCCCGGAGGAGAACAACUGAGAGAGAAAAGGAAUCUUCGUGAAUAAUUUCCAAAGAAUUUUCUCGUCUCAUCUCUUCACGCUUAGCAGAACGGAUACACUCGACUAAAUGUGCUCCAUUCGAGUAUCGAGGAGGUCUAAUCCGCGGACGAUCGAAUCAAAAGUCGCCCACGCUACCACAGGUAAAUCGAGGAUGGGAUCAUUCAUGGCCCUGAGUGCUCUUUGUGAGGCGAUUCUCGGCGCAAGUGGACUUCUCGAUCGCCUCCGGAAUCCGUGACGAAUAAAGGCGGGCCGCCUGGAACUCGAUGAUUACCUCCCGACAAACGCACCACAUGGAACGGAUCCCCAGAAGACAGUCAGUGAGCACCGACAAUUCGGAGUUCUCCUCCGGAACUAGUGAGCUGUGGUGAAGAAAAAAGGAGCUGUGAUCCCAUCGGCAUGAGUCAUAAGGCUGUCACUCCGCGGAGGGAGCUUUACGGAAUUCCCAGAGGAAGGUACCGCGCCGAGAAUUGUUCUCUGGAAUGCUCCCUCGUAGUCGGCACCGAAGCCGACGCAUCACGAGACCGGGAAACCGAUUCCGACGGCGUGCGCGCAAAAUCGGAUAGGGGCGAAGACAUCAACGACAGACCUGGCUGUUCCCGCGACGCAAUGAACAAAAACCUUGAAAUCGAUGCGUUUGCUCGGAGUCGGACGAACAGCCGAGCGCAGGAUCUGAAUCAUCCGCUGUUCCGAGCCGUAUGUAAUAACGAUCUUCAGAGAGUCGAAGAACUUCUGCAAGACGGAGCCGACAUAAACGCGAUCGGAUACGAGUAUGGCGGUUAUUUCACCCCGGCCGAAUUCACCCCUCUCAUAUUAGGGGUCGCUCGAGGACAUAUACGGAUAUGCGAGAGACUUCUACAAGUUCCCGACAUAAACCUGAACCAGACGGAGGGUACCGGCAAGACUGCUCUACACGAAGCAGCGAGGAACGGCAACGCGCACAUGGUGAGACUCCUGAAACAAAAAGGUGGAAUCCAGGUGAAUGCCAGAGAAAACAUGUACGGCCACACUCCUCUACAUCUAGCGGCGAUAGGAGGUUACGCAGACGUCGUUGAAUUAUUGCUGGAAGAGGAUGACGUCGACGUGAACGUCAGGGACGCGGUGGGCGGUUCGACUCCUCUUCAUUUAGCGUCGAUCGAAGGUCACGUCGAAGUCGUCGAAUUGCUGUUGUCCAAGGAUGAAAUCGACGUCAAUGUGAGAGAUAACACCGACUGCUCGACCCCACUCCAUCUGGCCUCGAGUGAAGGCUUCGUCAGAGUCGUGAGAUUGUUGCUCCAAAAUCAAGCGAUCGAUGUGAACGUGAGAGAUUCCGAACUCCGAUCUACACCGUUACACCUUGCCUCGGCCGAGGAACGGACAGAGAUCGUUGCGUUACUCACACAAAAAGAAGGUAUCGACGUCAAUGCGAGGGAUAUCAACGAUUCCACCGCUCUGCAUCUCGCGGCCAGCAGAGGCUCCGCGAAGAUCGCGCAACUUCUCCUGAGAGCCGAAGGCAUCGAUGUGAACGCGAGGACCGCCGAUGGCUCUACUCCACUGCACCUGGCGUCGCUGCGAGGUCAUGUUGAAGUUGUGAAAUUCUUGCUGGAACACGAGAAUAUUCAGGUCAACGCUAGAGACGCUGAUAACGGAUCGACACCUCUGUAUCUCGCGAGUUCCCACGGCCACACGGAAGUCGUCAGAGCGUUAGUCCGUAAAGAGGGCAUAGAUCUAAAUGCCGAAAACACCUCACACAGGAACACCGCGCUCCAUCGGGCAUCGAGCCAUGGCUACGCGGAGAUCGUGGAGAUAUUAUUGCAGCAAGACGGCAUCGAUGUGAAUAUUCUGAAUGCCGCAGGGUACACCCCUCUCCACAAGGCGUCGAUCAAGGGGCAUGCCCGAGUUGUUGACCUAUUGCUGAAGAAAGAGGGUGUCGAGGUGAAUUUCAAAGACGGCAAGGAUGGAGACACCGCCCUCAUAUCGGCGGCAUGGGGUGGUCAUGAGAAAGUCGUCGAACGACUUCUAGGCAUCGAAGGAAUUCUGGUCAACGAGAAAAGCGAGGAUGGAGAAACCGCGCUCCACCUGUCCGCCAGCAACGGUCACUUGGAAGUUGUCAGAAUGCUGCUCAAAAGCCCAGGGAUUCUGAUAAAUGAGAAAGAUCAUAUCAAUUCUCAGACACCGUGCCAUCUGGCGGCAGACAAUGCCUAUCCCGAAGUUCUAGAAGCGAUACUCAGUCAUCCGGAUACUGACGUGAAUGUGAAAGACAACGCGGGGCGAACUCCGCUACACUUGUCCGCCCUCUGUGGUAAUUCGAAUCAGGUAGAGAUGCUCUUGCAGGCGGGUGCUGACGUUGAUGAGAAAGACGACGGAGGCAACACCGCACUCCAAUUGGCAGCAGAGCACGCAGACGGCAGACCACGCGAUCGCUCCUCUUGUGUCGUCGACAUGAUCGCGGAAUCGAUGAGAAUUGUGGACAAAUCUGAUUUCGGUGACGAUGCCGCAGAUGGGAGAUCAGAUGAUGUUGUCAGACGUUCGAGACCGAACUUGAAGUCAUGGAUUCGGCAGGUCUCCAAGAGGAGGGCUAGGCACACGACUAAUGAGUGAGAUAAGGCUGCAAUAGUCGAAUAUGUUCGACGCGAUGGUUUCUUGAGGAUGCUGAUAUUUUCUCAUGGAAUCUUCUCGAUAUGCUG
Molecule: messenger RNA, 2950 nt
Organism: Galendromus occidentalis (western predatory mite)
Lineage: Eukaryota; Metazoa; Arthropoda; Arachnida; Mesostigmata; Phytoseiidae
Product: ankyrin-1
Exons: 2
Coding region: 684-2864 (726 amino acids)
Cellular component (GO): cytoplasm
Molecular function (GO): protein binding
Source: RefSeq, a predicted model, not a curated record